This is a messenger RNA of Megachile rotundata (alfalfa leafcutting bee), 3817 nucleotides long. It is a transcript of the gene tam, whose product is annotated as DNA polymerase gamma, catalytic subunit tam. Gene Ontology annotation, biological process: mitochondrial DNA replication. The record is from RefSeq and is a predicted model, not a curated record. Lineage: Eukaryota; Metazoa; Arthropoda; Insecta; Hymenoptera; Megachilidae. Gene Ontology annotation, molecular function: DNA binding; 3'-5' exonuclease activity; DNA-directed DNA polymerase activity. Gene Ontology annotation, cellular component: gamma DNA polymerase complex; mitochondrion.
CUUUAUUGAAUACUACUUAUUCAUGUUAAAUUCUUAAAUGUGCUUGUAGCUAAAGUCACGUGUCGAGGAAUGUUAUGAAGAAGUAGAAACAGUUAGUAACAAGUAAAUUAAUAAUGCGACGUUAUUUAAUUAAUAUUUCUAAUGGACAUAAUUGUCCUAUUAUAAAUCGUAAUACAAAAAACAACGAGUUUAAACAGUUUCAAACAAGAAUCAUUCACACUAAACGAAUUGAUGCCGGUCUAACCUUACCAAAAAACAGUGAUAAAUGGAAUGAAAAUCAAGGAAAUAAUUUCAACCAAGAAAGUUACGCUAAAAUUUCAAAUUCAGUUUUAAAUUAUGUGUCUCAUAAGAGGCAAACUUGUACAGAACAAAAUGAUUUAUCUGGUAUACCUAAAAAUUUUGAACAAAGCUUCUAUGACACUUCAUGGUACAAGAUGAAGUAUAAUUAUCAGGAACAAAUGGAUAUUUCUGCAAAACAUAAAAAUAUAAAAGCAGAGAGUAACAAUGUGAAAGUAAAAACUGAGGGUGAUUCUAGGAUUAAUGAAAUUAAUCUACAAAUGCUUCCAAAAUCAUUGCAUCAGCAAAUAUUUAAGCAAUGCUUUAAACAAGAAGAAAUAUCAGAGGAAGAAAUAAAAGCUAUAAAACAUAAUUUAAGCUUAUAUGGAAUAAAGGUAGAAGAUGCAACCAGAUUACCGGAGGUAGAUAUCAAAUUACCUCCUUUGGAGGGAGACAAUAUAGAGGAUCACUUUUAUAAUAUUGGGAAUGCACAAAUUAAGCCAUACGUAGAUAUUAUAAAGCAGAUAUUCAUGGGAAAUAUUCCUGAAAUGCCAAAGCAAUGGAUAUUGCGUGAAGGAUGGACCAGAUAUACUUCUGAUGGCGUAGAAUUUGUAGAUUUUCCAUUGGAAGAUGGUAUUAUCUUUGAUGUAGAGGUAUGUAUGAAGGAAGGACCUUUACCAACACUUGCAACUGCAGUAACUACUAAAGCAUGGUAUGGUUGGGUGUCUAAAUCUUUAAUGGAUGGUUCAACUAGAAAUUUUGAAGAUAAACAGUUUACUAUGGAUGAUCUAAUUCCAAUGGAAAGUACAAGUGAAGAACAUGGAGAAAGAUUAAGUUCUUACCAUAAAAAACCAAAGCUUGUAAUAGGUCACAAUGUAUCAUUUGAUAGAAGUAAGAUUAAAGAACAAUAUUGGUUGAAAAAUACGGGAUUAAGAUUUAUAGAUACAAUGUCUCUGCAUAUAUCUGUAGGUGGGAUUAAUAGUUACCAAAGAUCAAUUAUAAAUUCUAAAAGUGAUACAGAAGAAAAAUCUGAUUUGCUCGUACAAACUUCAUUAAAUAGUUUAGCAGAUGUCCACAAAUUUUAUUGUGGUCAUACAAUAGACAAAGGUUCUAGAGAUGUAUUUGUAGAUGGAACCUUGAAAGAUAUUAAAGAAGAUUUUAAUUCUUUGAUGACUUAUUGUGCAAAAGACGUAAUUGCAACUUACAAUAUAUUGUCUCAUUUAUUUCCACUUUUCAUGAACAGAUUUCCACAUCCUGUUACAUUGGCAGGAAUGUUAGAGCUUAGUACAGCAUACUUGCCUAUAAAUUCAAAUUGGCAAAGAUAUUUAAAUGAGUCAGAAUCUGUGUUUGAAGAUCUGAAUUAUGAAACCAAGGUCAUUCUUGCAAAAAGAGCUAAUGCUGUUUGUGAACUUAUGCAUAAUGAAAAAUAUAAAGAAGAUUUAUGGAUGUGGAAUGAAGAUUGGAGCACACAAGAGCUAAAACUAAAAAAACAGUACUCAAAAGUGAAUAUAAGAGAAAAAUGUAAAGCACAGAACUCUGAAGAAAAGAAAGAGAAAUCUCUAAAUUCAUCAAAGGAUGAAAAUGAAGAAGAAGAAGAUCCUUUGGAGAAAGAAUUUGCCUAUUUGAAAGAAACAAGAAGAUUUUUACCUAAAAAAUUACCACACAUGCCAGGGUAUCCAGCAUGGUACAGAAAACUUUGCCCUAAAAUGGUGGAUGAAGAUUGGUUGCCAGGUCCUCAGAAUAUAAGUACAUCUAUGCAAAUUGCCCCAAAACUCUUGAAUUUGACAUGGGAACAUUAUCCUUUGCAUUAUAUUAAAGAAAAGGGUUGGGGUAUCUUAGUGCCAUAUAACAAUGAUUUAAGUAUUAAAACCAAAGUGCCUUUAAAGGAACUAUUAACUCAGUGUCCUUUGCCAAUAAUAGAAAGCUCAUCCAACGGAACCGAAUAUGCAAUGUUAAACCUCGACAAAGACGUCGAAAAUGAUUUGCACAAAACUGAGUUUUGGCGUAACAAAAAGAAGAAGCCUCGGGUUCAACUGGAUAAUAUUUAUAAAGGUAAUGCAAUUUGGUGCGACGUGAAUAUAGACGAUUGUUGUUACUUUCUGAAAUUGCCACAUAAAGACGGUACCAAUUGUAACGUUGGUAAUCCUUUAGCUAAAGAUUUUCUGAACAAGUUCUCCGAAAACGUGCUUGCUGGAUUGGACGAAAGUGCUGCAGAGAUAUUAAAGAACUCUAAAAUGGCUUCUUAUUGGAGAAAUAACAGGCAGAGAAUUAUGUCACAGUUUACAAUAUGGUUUGAAAAUCAUUAUUUACCAAAUACUAUUAAGAACACGAAAAAACUAAUAAAUUAUGGUGCAAUUUUACCAGUGGUAGUUGUUUGCGGAACGUUAACCAGGCGAGCGGUGGAACCUACGUGGAUGACUGCUUCCAAUUCUGACGAGGAACGGGUUGGUUCCGAGUUACGAGCCAUGAUUCAAGCUCCGCCCGGAUACAACAUCGUCGGAGCCGACGUGGACAGUCAAGAAUUGUGGAUUUCGUCGUUGAUAGGAGAUGCUCAUUACAAGAAAAUUCAUGGAGCUACGCCUUUCGGCUGGAUGACCCUAAUGGGCACCAAAUCCAACAAAACGGACAUGCACAGUGUCACCGCUAAAGCUGUAGGAAUAUCCAGGAGCCAGGCCAAAAUCAUCAACUAUGCCAGAAUCUACGGUGCCGGUCAAAAGUUUGCGGAAAGACUUCUGAAACAAUUCAAUCCUCGCAUGACAGAUGCAGAAGCUGCAUCCAAAUCUCGAAAAAUGUUUACUAUGACUAAAGGGAAGAAAACCUAUCAAUUGAAACCGCAUUUCGUUAACGAACUCGAGGACAAACAGUACACGUCCUACGAAGCAACUAAAAUAGCCAAGUUGCAUGGUAAAACUGUACAGGAAAUGUUUGAGAAAUAUAACUGGGAAGGUGGUUCGGAGUCAGCUAUGUUCAACAGACUGGAAGAAAUCGCCAAUAGUCCUUGUCCUGCCACACCGUUCUUGAAUUCCCGGUUGACACGUGCAUUGGAGGGCCAACCUAACAAUGACAAAUAUUUGCCGACCAAAGUGAACUGGGUAGUCCAAAGCGGAGCGGUUGAUUUUCUGCAUCUGAUGUUGGUUUCGAUGAAAUGGUUGAUGAAGGAUAAUGUCAGAUUUUGCCUAUCGUUUCACGACGAGGUGCGGUACCUAGUGCAGUCCCGUUACAAAUACAACGCCGCUCUUGCCAUGCACGUAACUAAUCUCCUGACACGGUCGUUCUGCGCUUCAAGAGUUGGCAUGAAAGAUCUUCCCAUGUCGGUUGCCUUCUUUUCUUCCGUAGAAGUAGACACUGUAUUGCGGAAAGAAUCUGAAAACGAUUGUAAAACACCGUCGAAUCCACACGGUUUGAAAAACGGAUACGAGAUUCCUGUUGGAGAAAGUCUCGACGUUUGGACCGCUAUAGAGAAGUCGAAAGGACGUAUACGACCAUUGAUUAAACAAGAGCAGUGGAAAAUCGUGCACAAACAGAAGAGUUAAUCAAAGUA